AUGCGUUUGAACACGUUCACUUGCCUAGUGCUUGCGGCCGUGGGAGUCCAAGGUCGCCAUGAGCGUCCGGCUCAUCACCCGGCUCAUCACCCGGCUCACCACCCGACAGAAGAGCCUCGAUGGACCUGCGUCAACGCUGGAGCAAGCACCAGAAUGAAGACUGUUGGAUAUUUUGGCAACUGGGACAUAUACGGAGCCAACUAUCGCAUCACCGACGUUCCAGCUGAGCAGCUAACCCACCUGACUUAUGCGUUUGCAAAUAUCAACACGACUACCGGUGCCAUUAUCUUGAGCGAUACCUGGGCUGAUCUCCAAUUCCCCUACCCUGGAGACAACACCACUGCGGCUGGCAACAAUGUCUACGGCAAUGUCAAGCAGAUGUAUUUGCUGAAGAAAAGUCACCGCACGCUCAAGACAAUGCUCUCCAUCGGCGGAUGGAGCUACCGUCAGAACUUUGCUCCCAUGCUCGCAUCUGCCACCAAACGUCAGGCCUUUGUAGACUCUGCUGUGCAGUUCGUCGCGGAUCUCGGCUUCGAUGGAAUCGACAUCGACUACGAGUACGUAGCGGACAAGACCCAGGCAGCACAGAUGGUCGACGUCUUGCAGCGUCUGCGUCAGGGGCUGGAUCAAUUGGCCUGCCAGAUCAAUGCCUCCUCUCCUUUCCAGAUCAGCUAUGCCUCCCCGGCCAACGUACAGACGAUCGCCCAGCUGGAUCUUGCCAGUAUGAUACCCCUGGUGGACUUCUUCAACGUGAUGGCCGUGGAUUACCAGGGGCCCGGCUUCAGCAACUAUACGGGCUACCUAGCCAACUUGUUCCCGGACAAGCGAAACCCACGCGCAACAGACUUUGACACCGUCUCCGCGCUAGACUAUUACCUUGUCAAGGGCCGGGUCCCCUCCACCAAAAUCGUCAUGCAGAACCCUCUCUACGGCCGCUCUUUCAACGGCACCCGCGGAAUGGGCGACAAAUUCAUCGACGGUGGCUCGCUGGGCAGUCUCGGCUCCGCCGCACUCUGGAGAUACAGGGAUUUGCCCAUUCCCGGAUUCAACGCAACAGUGGUUAAUGUGCCCCGUGUCGGAGGCAGCUACAGCUACGAUGCCAAGCGCAAGUACCUUGUCAGCUACGACACCCCGCAGAUUGCCACUCUCAAAGCCGAGUACACCCAGUGCAUGGGACUGGCGGGUACCGCUUGGUGGGAGGUGAGUCAAGAUCGCAAUGACAGCCUGAGCUUGAUCAGCGCCACUGUGAAGCAAUAUGGUGGGUCUGAGGCUUUGGACCAGUCUCUGAACAAUCUUGACUAUCCGACCAGUGUGUAUGAGAAUCUGAGGGCUGGAUUUUCGGGCAAUUAG
This is a messenger RNA of Penicillium diatomitis, 1350 nucleotides long. Its product is annotated as glycoside hydrolase family 18 protein. NCBI's taxonomy places the organism in Eukaryota, Fungi, Ascomycota, Eurotiomycetes, Eurotiales, Aspergillaceae. Gene Ontology annotation, biological process: chitin catabolic process; carbohydrate metabolic process. Gene Ontology annotation, molecular function: chitin binding; chitinase activity. Gene Ontology annotation, cellular component: extracellular region. The record is from RefSeq and is a predicted model, not a curated record. Bases 1 to 1350 code for a protein of 449 amino acids. The transcript has 3 exons.